This is a messenger RNA of Ceratina calcarata, 609 nucleotides long. Its product is annotated as DNA primase small subunit-like. Gene Ontology annotation, biological process: DNA replication, synthesis of primer. Lineage: Eukaryota; Metazoa; Arthropoda; Insecta; Hymenoptera; Apidae. The transcript has 3 exons. The record is from RefSeq and is a predicted model, not a curated record. The annotation marks the transcript as partial.
UUAGUUGACUUUGGAUACAACCAUAUUUUAUGGGUAUUCUCUGGUAGAAGAGGUAUUCAUUGCUGGGUGUGCGAUCAGAGGGCACGUAUUUUAAGCCCAUCUGAACGUCAGACAGUUGGAAAGUACUUUCAAAUCAUAAAUGGAGGAAAAUAUACGUAUAAAAAAGUAAAACUUGAUAAUAGAACGCAAUACUUGAUCAGUUCGGCGUUGGACAUGAUAAGACCUAUUUUUGUACCAUUCAUUGUGAAAGAACAAGACAUACUGGGGACAAAUGAAAGGCUAGCCAAGUUUUUAAACGUGAUUUACGAUGCUGAAGACAGAGAAGCCUUAAGAUCACAAAUGGAAACAUUGGAAACUAGCAGUCAGAGAUGGAAUACGUUUGUUUGUUACAUUGAAAACUUGCUAGAUAAAACCAAGAAGGAGCAUCAUAAAUAUACUUAUUUAAUAGAUGAAAUAAUGCUACAGUAUACAUAUCCAAGGAUGGAUAUAAAAGUUACAGAAACAAUGAAUCAUCUUUUGAAAGGACCUUUCUGUGUCCAUCCGAAAACUGGUAAAAUAUCUGUUCCAUUCUCUAUCUCUACAGUGGAUGAAUUUUCAACUGAUAAUGUU